This is a messenger RNA of Musa acuminata subsp. malaccensis (wild Malaysian banana), 1203 nucleotides long. Its product is annotated as ABC transporter I family member 10. NCBI's taxonomy places the organism in Eukaryota, Viridiplantae, Streptophyta, Magnoliopsida, Zingiberales, Musaceae. Gene Ontology annotation, cellular component: membrane; chloroplast envelope. The record is from RefSeq and is a predicted model, not a curated record. Gene Ontology annotation, biological process: transmembrane transport. Gene Ontology annotation, molecular function: ATP hydrolysis activity; ATP binding.
ACCAACGGAUUCUUAUUCUCUUCAAUCCCUCGCUUCUGCUAGCCGACGCCGCCUCCUCUUCACCUGCGGCCACAGCUCCUCACCGUCGCCUCCAUUUCUGCCCCUCCUCCCGACUCGCCGCCGCUCCUCCCCGCAUCCGUGCGCAGCCCUCCAGCAGUGGCGGAAGUCUUCUCCUUCGCCCCCAUGCCAUGGGCUUCCCUUUCUACUGCCCUAAUGAAACCAUCGCCAAGGUAUUGUCGGUGUCGAUCGCUCAUCGUGGCGGCAGAGGUUGCUCCUGCCAUUGAAGCCCAUAAAGUGAGCUUCUCGGUGACCAACAAGCAGGGGAAGUCGGUUCCAAUUUUGAAGAAUUGUUCCCUCCAUGUCCCUCCUGGCCAGCUGUGGAUGCUUCUUGGUCCCAAUGGUUGUGGCAAGUCCACCCUCCUUAAGGUCUUGGCAGGACUUCUAAAUCCUUCUGAUGGAACUGUGAAUAUAAAAAAACCAAGUAGCUUUGUGUUUCAGAAUCCUGAUCACCAGGUGGUUAUGCCAACAGUGGAAGCAGAUGUGGCAUUUGGUCUUGGUAAGUUUAAUCUAACAUCAGAUGAAGUUAGAUCAAGAGUAUCAGAAGCUUUAGAAGCUGUUGGCAUGUUGCAUUACUCACAAAGGCAGAUUCAGACUCUUAGUGGAGGGCAGAAACAAAGAGUUGCUAUUGCAGGUGCCUUAGCUGAAGCAUGUAAAGUGCUAUUAUUAGAUGAAUUGACAACAUUUUUGGAUGAACAUGACCAGAUAGGAGUUAUAAAGGCAGUCAAGAACACUGUGGCGGCUUCGGGAGAAGUUGCAGCACUGUGGGUGACUCAUCGCUUAGAGGAACUCAACUAUGCAGAUGGUGCUUUAUAUAUGGAAGAUGGCCGAAUAAUGAUGCAUGGAGAUGUGUGGAGUGUUUUAAGCUUUAUAAAAGCGAAGCAAGUCCAGUACAGAGAUCAUCUUCAUCUCUAACUUCUUCACUACCAUCUCCUGCAUUUGUUGCCAUCUCUUACUCUCUGUUUUUAAGGAUGAUGAGAAGUCUCAACCAUCUCAAUCUUAUCAUGUGCUACUGCGUGCAGCUCAACCUUGUUCUGUAAAUACCCUAAUCAGCAUCUCAAUAUUAUGGUGUGCAAGUCUUGACUUUCUUGAGGAGAAAAAUAUAUUUUCACAAAUAUAUAUAUUAUUCUCACAUGAUGAAUGAUU